GAGAGCGUUGAGGCAUUCACAUCAGUGUGAAAAAAGUAGAUCUACAUACCAAACAAAGCAGGGCAGCAAGCAAGUAUAAAAUGCGUGUCUCCCCUCCCCCGCAUUCUCAGUAUUCUCAUUCAUCACUCUUUUUACUCGCUCUCCUCUUGAUUUACACCCACAUAAUCGCCCCCUCAGAUCUCCCUCGCCAAAUCAUAUAUUUCAUCCCCCAUUUCGUUUCUUCACUCUCCAUCCCUUUCUCACCAGACUACAGAUAAGGAGGAAAUAUGGUGAAGAUUUGUUGCAUCGGUGCUGGGUAUGUCGGAGGCCCCACCAUGGCGGUGAUAGCACUCAAGUGUCCUAAGAUUGAGGUGGCUGUUGUUGAUAUUUCUGAGCCUCGCAUAUCAGCUUGGAACAGUGAUCAACUGCCCAUCUAUGAGCCAGGUCUUGAUGAUGUCGUGAAGCAGUGCAGGGGCAAGAAUCUGUUCUUCAGCAAUGAUGUGGAGAAACAUGUGUGUGAGGCUGAUAUAGUGUUUGUCUCUGUCAACACCCCGACCAAAACUCGGGGUCUUGGAGCAGGCAAAGCAGCUGAUCUGACAUACUGGGAGAGUGCUGCUCGCAUGAUUGCUGAUGUGUCCAAAUCGGACAAGAUCGUGGUUGAGAAAUCAACAGUCCCUGUCAAAACAGCUGAAGCCAUUGAGAAAAUCUUGACCCAUAACAGCAAGGGGAUCAAUUACCAAAUUCUUUCAAACCCGGAAUUUCUUGCUGAGGGGACUGCAAUUGAUGAUCUUUUCAAACCUGACCGUGUUCUCAUUGGAGGCCGGGAAACCCCAGGAGGCCAGAAGGCAAUUGAGGCACUGAAGAAUGUUUAUGCCCAAUGGGUUCCAGAAGAACGCAUUCUUACCACCAAUUUAUGGUCUGCGGAGCUUUCAAAGCUUGCUGCCAAUGCUUUCUUGGCACAGAGAAUCUCUUCUGUUAAUGCCAUGUCUGCUCUUUGUGAGGCUACUGGUGCCAAUGUUUCUGAGGUAUCAUAUGCUGUUGGUAAGGAUACAAGAAUAGGCCCCAAGUUCCUGAAUGCUAGUGUUGGUUUUGGUGGUUCUUGCUUUCAGAAGGACAUUCUGAACUUGGUUUAUAUCUGUGAGUGCAAUGGCCUUCCAGAGGUAGCAGAAUACUGGAAGCAAGUCAUUAAGAUUAAUGAUUAUCAGAAGAGUCGUUUUGUGAACCGUGUUGUUGCCUCCAUGUUUAACACGGUGUCAGGCAAGAAAGUUUCCAUCUUGGGAUUUGCUUUCAAGAAAGAUACAGGUGAUACAAGAGAAACUCCAGCCAUUGAUGUUUGCAAGGGUUUGUUGUCUGAUAAGGCCCAAAUCAGCAUCUAUGACCCGCAAGUGACUGAAGAACAGAUGCAGAGGGACCUUUCAAUGAACAAAUUUGACUGGGACCAUCCUCGUCACCUACAGCCAAUGAGCCCAACUGCCGGGAAACAAGUGAGUGUGGUCUGGGAUGCCUAUGCAGCAACAAAAGAUGCCCAUGCUGUUUGUAUUCUCACUGAGUGGGAUGAGUUCAAGAAGCUCGACUACAAGAAGAUAUAUGAUAACAUGCAAAAACCCGCUUUUCUCUUUGAUGGUAGAAAUGUUGUUGACGUUGAGAAGUGUAGAGAGAUUGGUUUCAUUGUGUACUCCAUCGGUAAGCCACUUGAUGCCUGGCUCAAGGACAUGCCUGCUGUUGCAUAAAUAAACUACCUGCAAAUGAGUGCCCUGUCAUUGCUUCAUUUGCGGUACUUGUUCGGAACCAAAAUGGAUAAUCAUGAAGCAGUGAAGCUCUGAUUAUUUGCUGUGUUUUUUUGCUGGUGGAUUUACCAUAUUUAGUUCAGCUUAUAAUUACUCUCUUGAUCGGUAGAAGCAUAUUCUAUUUUGCAUUUGUAUCGAUACUAUUACUUUAUGUUAUUUUUGCUUGUUACGGAUC
Messenger RNA from Daucus carota subsp. sativus, 1941 nucleotides. Its product is annotated as UDP-glucose 6-dehydrogenase 5. Lineage: Eukaryota; Viridiplantae; Streptophyta; Magnoliopsida; Apiales; Apiaceae. Gene Ontology annotation, biological process: glycosaminoglycan biosynthetic process. Gene Ontology annotation, molecular function: UDP-glucose 6-dehydrogenase activity; NAD binding. The record is from RefSeq and is a predicted model, not a curated record. Gene Ontology annotation, cellular component: nucleus. The transcript is spliced from 2 exons. Bases 267 to 1709 code for a protein of 480 amino acids.